Messenger RNA from Geodia barretti, 3179 nucleotides. NCBI's taxonomy places the organism in Eukaryota, Metazoa, Porifera, Demospongiae, Tetractinellida, Geodiidae. The record is from the annotation of a GenBank genome assembly.
CACGCGCAUGCUGGGCACUAUUUAGAACAAAACGCUGAUUCAGCACAACCAUCAUCUGGACAGCUCGGAGGCGAUCCGGGAACAGGGAACGAACAUUUGUCUGUAACUUCGGGGCUUAGGCUGAUCGUGGGGAAGAUGCAGGCUACGCCCGAGAACCUGCAAGGCCUGGCCGGCUACCUGAACCAGACGCUCUCCACCGACUUCAACGUCCGGAAACCGGCUGAGAAAUACCUCGAGCAACUGGAGGGCACCGAGAACUAUGCACUUCUCCUGCUGCAGUUGGCAGACAUGGAGUCUGCAGAUAUGACCAUCCGCCUGGCGGCCGCCAUCAACUUCAAGAACUUUGUCAAGAGGAACUGGCGGGUGGUCCCUGACGAGGCAAACCGUGUCUCCAACACGGACCGAGCAGCCAUCAAAAAGAACAUCGUGGGCCUGAUGCUCAAGACGCCAGACGUGGUCCAGCGGCAGUUGAGUGACGCGAUCACCAUAAUCGGCCGGGAAGACUUCCCCAAUAAUUGGCAGGGCCUCCUCCAGGAGAUGGUCGAGCACUUCCGCGGCGGAGAUUUCCACAAGAUCAACGGUGUGUUGCGCACAGCCCACUCUCUUACAAGGCGCUACCGGCACGAGUUCAAGUCGCAGGAGCUGUGGGUUGAGAUCAAGUUUGUGCUGGAUAGUUUCGCGACACCGUUCUCAGAGCUCUUUCAGUCCACGAUGCAGCUGGCCUCACAGCAUGCACAGAACCCACCGGCACUCAAGGUCCUCUUCAGCUCUCUGCUGCUCAUCUGCAAGACGUUCAUGAGCCUCACGUCUCAGGAGCUCCCCGACCACUUCGCGGAGAAGAACCUGGAGCCGUGGAUGGCCCACUUCCACACGCUCCUCACCACCGACAACAAGCUCCUCGAGACGGACAGCGAUGAAGAACCGGGGCCCCUCGAGCUGGUCAAGGCUCAGAUCUGCGAGAUCGUGGCCAUGUUUGCGCAGAAGUACGACGAGGACUUUGAGUCGUACGUCCAGAACUUUGUCCAGUCGAUCUGGACGCUGCUGGUCACGACCGACACCAAACCGAAGCACGAUCUCCUGGUGAGCGGUGCCCUCGAGUUCCUCGCGUCGGUCUGCGAGCGACAGUGCUACAAGGAGUUGUUCUCCAACGAAUCGACGCUCACCAGUAUCUGCGAGAAGGUCAUCGUCCCGAACAUGUACUUCCGCGAGGCCGACGAGGAGCUGUUUGAGGACAACCCCGAGGAAUACGUGAGGCGGGACCUGGAGGGAUCGGACGUGGGGACACGACGCUACUCCGCCUGCAAUCUGGUCCGCGGGCUCUGCAGGUUUUUCGAGGGGCAGGUGAUCGGGAUUUUCAGCGGGUACAUCGCGGUCAUGCUGCAGCAGUACGAACGUGACCCGGGCAAGAACUGGAAGGCGAAAGACGCUGCCCUCUACCUCAUUGCCGCGAUCGCAAUGCGCUCAAAGACGACGAAACACGGCAUCACGAAGACGAGCGAAUUGGUGAACGUCCCCGACAUCCUACGCUCUCAGUGCAUCGCAGAGCUACAGAAACCGGACAUUAUGUCACAACCCAUCCUGCGAGCCGAUGCCAUCCGUUUCAUCACCACUUUCCGCAGUACCCUCCCCAAGGACCUCCUCGUUAGCUGUCUCCCUCUUGUUGCAGUCCAUCUAAAGAGCCCCAGUCACGUAGUGCAUACUUACGCCGCUCACUGCAUAGAGAAGAUGCUCGUCCUCAGAGACGCCGAAAAGGCGCCGGUUGUUGCGCUGUCGCAGCUUCAGCCUCUGUUCAGGACUAUCGCAGAGAGCUUGCUGGGCAUCUUCAAGCUCCAGGGCUCAGACCUGAACGAAUACGCCAUGAAAUGCCUCCUGCGCUGCAUGUCAGCCAUGCAAGAUCACCUCGCCCCCUUUGCCGAGAGCCUUCUUGUGAACUUGCAGGGAAACUGGCCGAAGUUAGCCAGAACCCAAGCAAACCCCACUUUAAUCACUACCUCUUUGAGGCCUUGUCCUGCAUCAUCAGAAACACCUGCCAGACGGACCAACAACGGGCCGAAAAAUUCGAGAGCACCCUCUUUCCCAUCGUGGAGAGUGUACUCGUGAGGGACGUGGCGGAGUUCCUACCCUACAUGUUUCAGAUCCUCUCGCUUCUGCUGGAGGUGAGACCGCUGCCUGUGCCCGGGGCUUACAUGGUCAUCUACCCUCUCCUGCUGACUCCUACACUGUGGGAGAGACAGGGAAAUGUCCCGGCCCUCGUCCGGCUACUCCAGGCCUUCAUUCAGAAGGCACCGGACAAGGUCGUUGCAGACGACAAGCUCCCCUCGCUUCUCGGCGUCUUCCAGAAGCUCAUCGCGUCCAAGUCAAACGACCACGAGGGAUUCUACCUGCUCGGGAGUCUGGUCGAGCAUGUGGAGCCGUCGACUCUCAACGCGCACCUAAAGAACAUCCUCAUCGUGCUGUUUCAACGACUGCAGGGAAGCAAGACCACCAAAUACGUGAAGGGGCUCGUGGUGUUUUUCUCGCUGUUUGCCGGUCGGUUCGGCGGUCCGGCGCUCGUUGAAAAAAUCGAGAGCAUUCAACCGCAGAUGUUCAAGAUGGUUGUGGAGCGUCUCUACCUGCAGGACGUCCAGAAGGUGAGCGGGAGCACCGAGCGGAAGAUAUGUGCGGUUGGGAUCACUAGGCUUCUGACCGAGACACCGGCCAUGCUGAUGGAACCGUGUGCAUCUCUCUGGACACCUCUUCUUCAGGCUCUCAUCAGUCUGUUUGAGCUCCCCGAAGACGACUCCCUCCCGCCCGACGAACACUAUAUCGACAUCGAGGACAUCCCUGGUAUCAGACGGCCUUCUCGCAGCUGGUGUACGCCGGGUCCAAAGAACACGACCCGUUUGAAUCGGCCGUCCCUGACACCAAGGCCCACCUGGCACAGUCACUGCACGACUCUCAGCGCAGCACCCGGGGAAGGUGCCCAAGAUGAUAGCCGGCCUGUCAGAUGAGGCCACGCGCUUCCUCCAGACGUACCUGCAGUCUGCUAACGUUCCCGUCCUCAUCUAAACUGCAAACUCUUGACUAUAUAUAUACAUGUGAAGACAUACUUGCACUGACUCAUUAGAGCUUUGCUUUGAUCUCUGUAAAACCCCAAUCAUGUGUACUGCAUGUGCUACUGCUUUGAUAUAUUAUACCAG